Messenger RNA from Perca flavescens (yellow perch), 710 nucleotides. It is a transcript of the gene znhit1, whose product is annotated as zinc finger, HIT-type containing 1. Gene Ontology annotation, biological process: chromatin remodeling. The record is from RefSeq and is a predicted model, not a curated record. NCBI's taxonomy places the organism in Eukaryota, Metazoa, Chordata, Actinopteri, Perciformes, Percidae. Bases 63 to 533 code for a protein of 156 amino acids. The transcript is spliced from 6 exons.
GUCUUCCUUGGUGACGUACCUCUGCGGCUGCCGUAGACAGGAAGUGAGACAAAGAAAACAACAUGGUGCUGGAAAAGAAAGCCUCCGCCCGGGUGGAGGCGGGCCAGCGUAGGGUUCUGGAUGAGGCCACCAGACAGAGGAGACUGACCCGACAGCUGGAAGCUCUGGAGAAAGACAACUUCCAGGACGACCCUCUAUCCUCGCUGCCCCCCCCAGGUCCUACUGCCCGUCUGCCUGCCUUCAGCGAGACAGAAGAACCCGAGAAGAAGAGGAGGAAGACGAGAGGCGACCACUUCAAGCAGCGCUUCAGGAAGAACUUCACCACGCUGCUGGAGGAGGAGAACCUGUCGGAGAGGGCGGAGCCUAACUACCUGUCGGCCGCGGCCCCCCCCUCCUCUCUGCCCCCCCGACACUUCUGCUGCGUCUGCGGCUUCCCCUCCCACUACACCUGCAGCACCUGCGGGGGGCGCUACUGCUGCAGACAGUGUUUAAUCACACACCGGGAGACAAGGUGUCUGAAGUGGACUCUGUGAAGCAGUUCAUCGUCUCCUCUGGGAGCCUCGCCGCUCUACGUUAACAUCAAGCCUGGCUCUGUGAAGCUGCCCCCCCCACACACACACACACACACACACACACACACACACACAGAUGUUUCUGUUUGUAAAUAGUGAAUGCAGGUGUUUGAUCUUUUAUUAAAGAGGAAAGAAGAA